Molecule: messenger RNA, 315 nt
Organism: Tilletiaria anomala UBC 951
Lineage: Eukaryota; Fungi; Basidiomycota; Exobasidiomycetes; Georgefischeriales; Tilletiariaceae
Exons: 3
Coding region: 1-315 (104 amino acids)
Molecular function (GO): transcription corepressor activity
Source: RefSeq, a predicted model, not a curated record
AUGGCGUCCAGCGCAGCCAGCGGCGAUGCCACAAACAUCCUGCCAGCCUCUGCGCCUCCCACACUGACGCAGCAGGACGACGCACUCUCGCGCCUGCCCACGGACAUCUCCAGCCCGCACGAGCUGACCGACUGGCUCGAUGCUGUGCUGGACCGCCUGGAGAACAAGUUCCAGAGCGCCAACCACCAAUAUGAUGUCAGGAUGCAAGAGAUGACUGAACGCAUCGAUUCGCUGGAGAACUCUAUUCAAGGCUCAGUCUCGAGCAAGGCCGGCUCCGAAAACGUACAUAGCCCACGCCAGGGGAACAGCGAGUGA